GACUACGCACCGAUGCGACUACGCUGUUAUUGGGAUUCACCGAUUGCUUGGGUUGACUCAUACCACAUGCGAGUGACACCAUCCCCUGUAAUAAUGCGAACUCCGGUACUCAGUGGAGUGGAAAUGGCUUAUCAAAUCACGCUUCGUAAUGGAUUAUCGGGGGACUUUUUCCGGGAGCACUUCUCAGCCGAGAAAUUUGGAAAUCUGGAGAUGGACAUGGUGUUCUUUUUAUUUGUUUCCGUACUACUGUUUUUUGCAGUAAUUAUUGCCUCUCAAUUGCUGUAUAGCACAUCCACAAGCGCACUGUUUUCCGGUCUGUUGUUGUUAAGCAGCGGCUACACAGUCGUGCAUCGGCUUCUGUCCCGCACGCUCGUCAUUGUUCUCUACAUCUUCCUUGGUACCUACAUACUGGUCAACGCUGCAACACAGAUUUCCAUGGUAUUGCUGGAGACACGGGGUGAUGUGCUGUCACGUUAUCACUCCAAAGCUGGCUACGUCUUUGUCAGCUUGCAACUUAUUGCUUGGGCAGGAUUCUGCGUCAGUUGCGGUUACACUCUGUUCAGUUGGUCUCAGAAACGCCUGUUUUUCAUUCGGCUUGCAGCGAUAUUUUCCCUAUGGUUCUGGAACAUUCCGUUGUGGACAUUUGUCACCAUUGGUGUGACGCACAAACGAUUCACCGAGAAUCUGAUUCGCGUGUGGGAUGAACUAAUCACACUUGGAGCAUAUAUUCUAUUGAUGCUUAUCCUUCGUCCAGAAAACACCAACACCGUUUUCCCGUUCCAUCUAUCACACCCGGAGGGAACAAGUCGCGAGGCAAUUGUUCCACCGCAGAAGCCUACAAAAACAGAGAAAACUCUACCCAGUCUUCUAGCUCCGAUCCGGUCCACCGAGUCACCAGUACUGUCCCGUUCGCGGCCACGUACCCCGGAGACACCACAAACCACUAAAUCUCCGGGAAAGGCUUUGUCACCCAGAAAACCAUUACCUGGAAUCGGUGGAAAGCCAGGUGAUACCCCUGGACCGGGAUUCACACUGUCGCACAAUUUGGCCGAGAUUGCUGCCACUGAUGGUCAUUGGCCAAAUCGACCCCGUACAACACCGAGUAUGAAUACGACCCAGGUCAAACUGGAACCAAAACAUGUUUCGGCCAGUUGA
Messenger RNA from Echinostoma caproni, 1155 nucleotides. The record is from the annotation of a GenBank genome assembly. Lineage: Eukaryota; Metazoa; Platyhelminthes; Trematoda; Plagiorchiida; Echinostomatidae.